UUCCCAGAGCCAAUCUCAAAAAAGAAAAACAAACACAAAAACCAUCAAACAAAUCACCUCCAUUUCUAAAAAAAAAACUCAAGUAAAAUAAGAAGUCCAAUAAUAAUAAUUCCAUAUUCCUGACUACUACUUGCUUUGGCGUCUCAUCUGCAACUUCAUCAUUCCCUUCAUCAAAAACUUCAAUUUUCCUAGCUUGAGAAAGUUUCAAAAGAAUUUUUUUCUUUUCAAAAAAACGAAAAUGGUUCAAGAGCAAGAAGGUGGCUACAAGAACAAACUGUUCAAUUUCAGAGGGAUGUUUGAUGGCGCAGGGAGGCAUGCCAAGAGUCUGAGCGUUGACACCGGCGGCAGCAAAGAAUCCCCGGCGGACACCGACGGCGCCGCUUCCUCAAGAAGUCAAGGAUCAAAGCCUCUUAAUGAGUCGGAGAAGAUUGCUAAUAAGCCAAAGGUAUUGACCCCGGAGGAAACAGCACUCAAAGAAAGCAUAGACGAGCUAUUAAAAGACAUGGAACAGAUGAAGGAGAGGUUCUCCAAAUUGCUGCUAGGUGAAGACAUGUCCGGUGGAGGAAAAGGUGUUUCUUCUGCUUUGGCACUGUCAAAUGCAUUCACAAACCUUGCAGCUUCUAUUUUUGGUGAACAAAGACGACUAGAACCCAUGCCCCCAGAAAGGAAAGCAAAAUGGAGAAAAGAAAUUGAUUGGCUUCUAUCUGUCACAGACUAUGUUGUUGAAAUGGUCCCUUCACAACAAGUAGGAAAGGAUGGAACAAUCAUGGAGAUCAUGACCACAAAGCAGAGAACUGAUCUCCACAUGAACGUCCCCGCCUUGCGCAAACUCGAUACAAUGCUUAUAGAUUGCCUUGAUAACUUCAAAGAGCCACAAGAGUUCUUUUAUGUUAAAAAAGAUUCAGGAGGUGAUGAUAAAGAUCCAAAGAUGAAAAGCGAUGAGAAGUGGUGGCUACCUACACCUAAGGUUCCCCCAGAAGGUCUAUCAGACAAUGCUAGGAGAUUUUUGCAGUACCAAAAAGACUGUGUAAAUCAGGUACUUAAGGCAGCCAUGGCAAUCAAUGCUCAAGUUAUAACAGAAAUGGAGGUCCCUGAAAAUUAUAUGGACUCCCUACCCAAGAAUGGAAGAUCAAGUCUAGGAGACUCAAUCUACAAGAGUAUCACAGUUGAACAUUUCGAUCCUGAUCAGCUCCUAUCAACCAUGGACUUAUCUUCGGAACAUAAAAUCCUAGACCUCAAGAACAGAAUUGAAGCAUCCAUAGUUAUUUGGAAGCGGAAGAUGCACCACAAAGAUGGAAAGCCAUCCUGGAGUUCUGCUGUGAGUUUGGAAAAAAGAGAACUCUUUGAAGAGAGAGCAGAAACCAUCUUACUCCUCUUAAAGCAUCGUUUCCCAGGCCUUCCUCAAUCUUCAUUGGAAAUAAGCAAAAUCCAAUUCAACAGGGAUGUGGGGUUGGCUGUUCUUGAGAGCUAUUCAAGAAUAUUGGAAAGUUUGGCCUUCACAGUGCUGUCGAGAAUAGAUGAUGUACUACAAGCAGAUUUUCAAACCCAAAUUCCGGCUAAAAAGUCAGGUAACAGAACCUCAUCAAGACCCAGUCCUAGAGAAAAAGGUAAUGGUGGAGACAAUGGCCAAAUGACCCUAUUAGAUUUCAUGGGAUGGGGAACUGAUCAAGGCUCAGAAGGAAAAAAAGAAAAGGACCCUUUUGCUGCUUCAGAUGACUUCUACAAAGACAUUGACUCAAAGCAUGAGCAGAAACUUCCAAACGUAAACACACACAAGAAGACAUCUUAUUUAGACAACUUGAAUAUUAUGAGAAGUCCAACAUCACGCCAUUAGAGAGUUUAGGUGUUUAUUGGGAGUUUUCAUCGUUGUUUAUACACGAUUCUUUUACCAUGUUCCGUUCUCUUGUACAUAGGAAAGAGAAUUAAUGAAUUAUACAAAAUUGAUCAUGUCCAUGUGUGUAACAACACGUUUCCCUGACUCCAAUUAUCCUGUGUUUAUCCAAGGAUUUGUAGAGACUUGUAACUACUCUUGUGAUGUAUCAAUCAUUUGUAUGGUUAGUUUCUUUAUGAUUUUUAAUCUUUUUUAUGACAGUUUCAAUGUAGAUAUCAAUUAUUUUGUAGAAACAACAGAACA
Arachis stenosperma is the source of this 2134-nucleotide messenger RNA. Its product is annotated as rop guanine nucleotide exchange factor 12. Bases 239 to 1834 code for a protein of 531 amino acids. The transcript has 7 exons. Lineage: Eukaryota; Viridiplantae; Streptophyta; Magnoliopsida; Fabales; Fabaceae. Gene Ontology annotation, molecular function: guanyl-nucleotide exchange factor activity. The record is from RefSeq and is a predicted model, not a curated record.